AAGGUGGCGCUACUGCACCCGACAGCUUACUCUGGCUGCCAGCGGCCAUUUAAACCAAAAGAGACGAAGAAGAAGGAGGAGCAGGAAGAAGGAGGAGAAAAUAUGGCAGUAAGCUAAUUUGGCAUACAGACAGCUAGCUGGCCCUUAAACAAUGUGUACCAGUCAAGAUGGGGCAGACCCUGUGCAUGUGCUCCCGUGGCUCCAUCACCAUUGAUAACAAAACAUAUUACUUUGUCCAGAAAUUAGACGAAGGUGGGUUUAGUUUUGUCGAUCUGGUGGAGGGAGCAAAGGAUGGACGCUUCUAUGCCCUGAAAAAGAUCCUGUGCCAUGACCGUGAAGGCCGUCAGGAGGCUCAGACAGAGGUGGAGAUGCAUCAGAUGUUUAAUCACCCUAACAUCUUGAGCCUGGUUGCUCACACGUUUGUUGAUCGUGGAGGCAAGAGUGAAGCCUGGUUACUUCUGCCUUAUAUGAGAAAAGGCAGCCUUUGGUCUGUCCUGGAGAAGCUAAGAGACAAGGGAAGCUCAAUGCCUGAAAAACAGAUUUUGCAAAUCUUGCGUGGCAUCUCCUCUGGACUCAAGAACAUGCACGAAAAAGGCUUUGCACACAGAGACCUGAAGCCCACAAAUGUGCUUCUGGAUGAGGAUGACAGGCCAGUUCUGAUGGACCUGGGCUCCAUGAACCGUGCCAGGAUCGAGGUCAGAGGAUCCAGAGAAGCCAUGACCAUUCAGGACUGGGCAGCCCAGCGAUGCACCAUUUCCUACAGGGCUCCUGAGCUCUUUAAUGUCGAGAGCCACUGCAUAAUAGAUGAGCGCACUGAUAUCUGGUCACUCGGCUGUGUGCUUUACUGCAUGAUGAUGUUGGAGGGGCCGUAUGACAUGGUAUUUCAGAAGGGGGACAGUGUUGCCCUGGCAGUCCAGAAUCCAGUGGCAAUCCCACAGUCUUGCAGUUACUCACAGGGCCUUCAGAUGCUGCUGAGCUCCAUAAUGGUGUCAAAUCCCCAGGAGAGACCAAACAUCAGCUGGGUUCUUGACCAGGUACAGGACCUGCAGAGUCGCAGCCCCAACACCCAAACCAACAUGGUCUGAUCUUGCACGGUGCACUGACUUUGGGAGACCUUUGCACACAUAAAGAAACACCUCUAAUUUUGAGCUUGAAAAUACUGUAAAGGCCUUGGUACAGACUUUCACUCAGCUUGGGAAGCUUGGCAACAGUAUCAACUUUUGGUUUGAUUGACCUGAUCCAAACUGUGUACGAUAGUGGACUGUCAUGAAGUUAGAAAUAUCUAACGAAUCUUAAGGGCCUGAAAUGUAAUCAUCCAAAAUGAUGUUUUUACAAUGGUCAAAUGUUGGCUCUAAUAAUGAAAUGCCUUUAUUGUGUUAUCUUAAAGGGAUCAUUUGAAAUUUUCAAAAAUGUGAUCAUUUGUUUUCUCAGAAAGUUAGUUGAGAGUAUAGACAUCACUUUCAUGCCUGUGUGUUCAUUGUGAGGCUGUAGCCAGCAGCCUGCUAGCAUAGUUAAGCAUGAAGACCCGAGAAAGGGGGAACCAGUUUGCUUGGCUCUGUCCUAAAGUAAAGAGAUCGCCUACAAGCACUUUUAUAACUCACUUAUUAUCGUUUUAUAUAUUGUGUGCUUAAUCUGUACAAAACCCACAAUUUAAAAAAGACAAGUGGUUGUUCUUAGGAGGUUAAUUGCAGGGUUAUUUUUUUACACUUAAGCUUUUACGUAGAUUAAGCAAAGAAGAUAUAAUGUGAUAAUGAGUGAGCUGUAGAGGUGCGGGUGGGGGGAUUUUGUUGCCUUUUGACAGAGCUAGACUCGCUGUCAGCCUUCAUGCUAACAAGCUGCUGGCUGCACUCUUCACAGCAUAUUCUUAAAAAAAAUAUUAAAAUUGUGGUUUGCAUUUUAUAUAGUAAAAGGGACUACAUAAAAUCUUUGCCAAACUUUCCAGUUGAUGAAAGCUACCCGAGUUUAAUACAUAUCAGAUUACGUUCCCUACAAUGAAGGAUUAUGGUCCAAUUCAAUUUAUUAUUUUCAACUGUAUUCCUAAGUUUUCUGUGUGUAACAUCUUGUAAUUACACGAGUGUCACAAUAACAACCUUGCCAUCAGCUUUUCUCCACACCCUCACUGUCACAGUUUUGCUACUGGGGAAAGUUGAGAGGCAGGGUGCUCCUCACCCGCAAUGCUGCUUUUGAACACACAGAGGUGCUCCAUCAUCACAUUCCCCUUCUCCACAUGUUGACCUGAUGAUUGCCCGUGUUUCUGCCUGCACAGUUGAUUAUGUGUGCCUGGGUUCUUUAUAAAAUGAGGAGAAGAGUAUCUGCUUACAUACAGAAAAGGAAAAAAAAACUUUUAACUAGAACAGUGUUACUGUUAAAAGCCUAAACAAUAGGAAAUUAACUUUUAAUCAGUUAAAGGAAUGACUUGGAAAUAUGUUACUAAUUGUAUUGUCAUAUAUCCUGUUGCGGUUUAACCCUGUUUUUAUUUCACUUUUCUCUGUAUAUUGUGUUUUUAAAUUCCUUUCCAGCCUUGCUUCUGUUGAAGAAUAAGUUCACCCAAAAAUGAAAGUUCAAUCAUUAUCUACUCAUUUUCAUACCUAUGAAAACAGAUGAAAUUUCGUAGUCCACAUAACAUUUCUGGAGCUUCAGAGCAAAACAGCAUUGCAGCAUUCGCCCAAAAACGAAAUGAAAUGGCUCCAAGCAGCAAGUUCAGCUCAGUCCAAAUCUCUGGAAGCCCCUGAGGUUGCAAAUUGAUUCUAAAAAGAUGUUAACACCCUUUUAUAAACUGAAAUUGAACUGAAAGUGUUGGGACAAACCCUGACUGAAGUGGAUGCAGGAGCCUUUUUUUCAGGUUUUCUGUUUCAAAACAUGUCCUCAUCUACUUCAGUUAUUUAGGAAAAUUCUAGCUCCAGAAAUGUUUUGUGGACUAUGCAACUUGAACUUGAGUAGAUAAUGACUGCAUUUUCAUUAUUGGGUUCCAUGUCAUGUGUGAAUGUGGUGUCACGCUUUUGUUCUCUCAGGGUUCAUCCACAUCUCAGAGGGUCUUACCGUCUUACGUAGUAGACCUCAAUGGUACCAUUUCAAACUGCUUUUAGAUUGAAUUAUGCUUCGGGCAUUUAAGUGAAGACAAAUGUUUUGAUGACUGUGUAAUGUGGUGAUAUUGAACCAUAUAAGAACCAAAAUAUUUUCUUGACUGACAGUUAACUUAAACAGUUGAUUGUUGGAAUGGUAACUGACAUACUUUUUAAAUAUAUUUCCUUUUAAUGCAUUAAGUUUGUAAAAUGGCUAUAAAUAUUUGUGUGGUUGUUAAUGGAGAACUGUCACUGGCUGGUAAAAAUUAGGACUUUUCUAAGUGUACUACUAAAGUUCACAGAUGAUAUUAUAUGCAAGAGUGUGUUAUUUGAUUAUGGGAAAUUCUGUUUAAAUUAUGCUUUACCCCUUAUUCAAUGCACAGUAAAGGAUAAGUGAACAUUAUUUAUGUAGCAUUCUGUAUGCAGUUUUUGAUAUGAUUGUGAAAUAAAAUGGCACCCUAUGAAAAAUUAGUCAGUCACAAAAAGAAUGUGAAUCAGUAAUCAGAAACAAUGACCAGUAUUUGAUUAAUUUAAAAUGAGACUCAAAAGUCAACUUAUCUUAUUAAAAGGACCUUUUUACUUGGUACUCACAAUAAUAAAAAAAAUGAACCCUG
Molecule: messenger RNA, 3676 nt
Organism: Acanthopagrus latus (yellowfin seabream)
Lineage: Eukaryota; Metazoa; Chordata; Actinopteri; Spariformes; Sparidae
Gene: stk16
Product: serine/threonine kinase 16
Exons: 8
Coding region: 168-1085 (305 amino acids)
Biological process (GO): protein phosphorylation
Cellular component (GO): Golgi apparatus; cytoplasm
Molecular function (GO): ATP binding; protein serine/threonine kinase activity
Source: RefSeq, a predicted model, not a curated record